AUUGCUUGAGCAUUUUAAACUACAUAUCGUGCUGUGCGUAGUGUUGUUUGCGUCACUAGAAGUAAGCUGUGAGUCCAGGCUGUACUUUGGUGGCGUUUUCCUACGGAACUAUUUCGUUAGCGGUGGUCACUGAGAAAGUUGCGGACGGACCGCAGGACGCCGUCGGUUGAGCAGCCCUCGCUGGUGUCUCCGAACGUUUGUGUGGUGCCUGUCAGCUUCAAUAGUGCCCGAGAAAGCUGUGCCAAGUGCUUGAUGCCGUCGUAUGUGUCUCCUGAAGCCUGGUUCUGGGCGUUAUCGGAUACCUAAUCGCAGGACAGAGGCAGCCCAGCUCGGGGCCACAGUCGCGGCAGCAGCGGGGCGGUGGCAUGGCUGCAGCCACCGCGGACGGAGGUGCAGCAGGCAUCCGGCUGAGUGGCCACACGCUGGACAAGGCCACCAAGGCCAAGGUGCACCUGGAGAACUACUACUCCAACCUGGUCACCCAGCACCUGGAGCGCAAGGGCCGCCAUGAGCGCCUCGAGGAGACCAUGCGCGAGGAAGGGCUUUCCGAGGAGCAGAAAAAAGAGAAGCGGAUGCAGCACUCGCUGAAGGAGACAGAGUUCCUGCGGCUGAAGCGUUCACGACUAGGCGUAGAAGAUUUUGAGCCACUUAAGGUGAUUGGCCGAGGAGCCUUUGGCGAGGUCCGGCUGGUCCAAAAGCGCGACACAGGCCACGUCUAUGCCAUGAAAAUCCUUCGCAAGGCUGACAUGCUCGAGAAGGAACAGGUGGCACAUGUUCGUGCUGAGCGUGAUGUGUUGGUGGAGGCUGACCACCAAUGGGUGGUGAAGAUGUACUACAGUUUCCAAGACGCCAUCAACCUGUACCUCAUCAUGGAGUUUCUUCCUGGCGGGGACAUGAUGACACUGCUGAUGAAGAAGGACACCCUGUCGGAAGAGUGCACCCAGUUCUACAUAGCAGAGACGGCACUGGCCAUCGACUCCAUCCACAAGUUGGGCUUCAUCCACCGCGACAUCAAGCCUGACAACCUGCUGCUGGACGCAAGGGGGCACAUAAAGCUUUCGGACUUUGGCCUGUGUACGGGUUUGAAGAAGUCCCACCGGACAGAAUUCUACAGGGAUCUUUCGCAGGCUAAGCCGUCAGAUUUCACAUCAAACCCGAUGGACUCCAAACGGCGAGCUGAGAGUUGGAAGAAGAACCGACGGCAACUGGCAUACUCCACAGUGGGCACCCCUGACUACAUUGCACCUGAGGUGUUCCUGCAGACGGGCUACAGCAGCUCCUGCGAUUGGUGGUCCCUAGGCGUCAUCAUGUACGAGAUGCUCAUAGGCUACCCACCCUUCUGCUCCGAGACCCCCCAGGAGACGUACCGCAAGGUGAUGUCGUGGCGCGAGACGCUGGUGUUCCCGGCUGAGGUGCCGAUCUCGGAGGAUGCGCGGGCCCUCAUCCAGGGCUUCUGCUCGGAGGCUGAGCGCCGCGUAGGUGCCCACAGUGGCUUGGCGCAGAUCCAGGCGCAGGCCUUCUUCCGUGGCGUUGACUGGGAGCACAUCCGCGAGCGACCCGCAGCCAUCCCCAUGGAGGUCAAGAGCAUCGAUGACACCUCCAACUUCGACGAGUUCCCUGACGUUGACCUCAAGAUCCCCUGUGCCCCUCCUGUGACGCCGAGCAAGGAGCACGCAGAGGCUGGCUACAAGGACUGGGUCUUCAUCAACUACACCUUCAAGCGCUUCGAAGGGCUCACGCAGCGUGGUGUCAAGCCUCCAAAGAAGUGCUGACUGGCAUGGCUGCACGACGACAGAUUAAGCAAAGUGCGCACGGACACUCGGCGCCCAGUGCGACAACUCGUGGACUCUGUGGCGUGCAAGUUUCUACGGCUUGUGCGUCACGGCUGCAUCGUUUUUCUCGAUGCUGGUGAUACCCUUUGCCCGAUCCUUCUACCCCGGAGGACUAGUUUGAUGGGACGUGGACUGUGUGUGUGCGUGGGUGUGUGCCAUGUGUGCGUGCACUUCCUGUGAGAAGGCGUCGGUCAGCGUGACAUGGGGCAUGUUUGUGCAAGUGGUUGUGUACGUGUGUGUCCAGUCUGGGAAGGUGGUUGGUGUUAAGAGACUUCCGAAGACGUGUGGGGAGAUAGGCUGCAGGUUGUCUGCUGCACUGGCACGGCCCGAUGUUGCAGGUUUCAAUAGCUGAUUUGAGGCACAAGUAAGCAAGGCUAAGUAGAAGGGAAUGCAUAGUGGUAACAUUAGACAGAGUGACGACAAAUCUUGAACUCUGAAUAGGAAAGGGCUGAGAUAGGAUGCAGUGAGUCAUUGUAGGGCCAUUCUGCAUUCUGGCAUGGGUACAGAUGUGGCAGAAGUACACGAUCUCCUGACUUGGCUAGAAUGCAGAACACGCGCUUGUGCAUUCGUCUUCAUUUUGAACAUUGCUAGGGGCAGUGUUGUGGAUGCUAGUAGUAAGUGCCAGCGGUUUCUGGAGUGAGCUGUUAGUGUUACCAGUGGUUCAUUUCUGUUCACUUCUGCAUAUGCCCUGCUGUUGUAGUAAUAAGCAAGCAGUAGCAGGUCAGCAGUGCAAGACAGCUGCUGGACCUGUGGAUUUCACCAAUUUUACCUGGCAGGCGUUCCAUGCGUGCACUGCCAAAGCGCACAUGCUGUGCCCAUUAUGAAGUGCAAUAAGCUGUCAUGGUAAGUGCUAACGGUUACAACAGCCUCGUGAUUGGAGCAGACCGAUUGGAAUUUGUGGCUUUCCACUUGCUCAGUUGGAGAGCAGUUGCUUGCAGGACAGUGUACUCGGAUAAUGUGGAAUGUAAGGUGGCGACGAACUUCAGCUCAGCAUUAGGGUCACAUUUUUUGCCGAGUGCUUUGUUGUAGUCUGCUGCCAACCUUUAUUCAAUAGCAAAGAUUGCAAAUUGUCAGUGGUGGUGACAGUAUCAUCACAGUAGCAGCAUGUCUUGCCAUCUCUCAGCUUUCCUUUUUCAGCCGAGACACUCACCGGUGCUGUCAGGUAUUUGUCAGGUAUUGUCACUGUCAGCUAGCAUUUGUCCUUCGAGUUGAAUUAGUAACCAGCCACUAGUGAGGCAACAGAUUCUUGCACCAUAUUUUGUGUACAAGUGCAAUUUAGUCCAAAGUGGGAUUCAGUCACCUGCAUCAGCUUAGCUAAGGGCACUCAAUGGCUUUCCAGGUGUUAGCAAGAGGGGAGAAAACUAGCAGUUAUGUUGAAGAGGUUAUUCACUAAAACAAUUUGUGUAGCUCCAAUGGCACUUGGCCUGAUUUUGUGAAGUGGUAUGGAAGCUUGCAAGUGUUCGGGAAAGACAUAGCUGGUUAGAUUCAGCAUUGCUUAUUAUGCAUUGUGCCUACCCAAAAUAAUAUCCAUUGUACACUCUUGCAUUUUUCAAAUUGCGACAAAAGUACACAUAAUUUUGUGCACCUUGCUAAGCUGCCCACAGCUAGUGUUUCAUCCAAAGGGCCAUUAUCAUUACAAGUGAUGGGGGCUCCUUUGCUAUGUAGUCAUUGCAGUUUUUGUCAAAGUUUUUGUAUGGCUGCUUAUUGGUUGCGCAGGAUACGCGUAAGCAGUGGCAAGUGGCAGUCAGUCUGCACUUGGCUUUUUCUGCCAUUGGCACAGUGCUUUUGUGGUCAGGGCUCUCUCUGCUGGUGAACUGGUUUCCAGAGUGAACUUGGGAAGAGUACUUUAAACCUACAUAUUUCACAAGCAGAGGCCCAAAUCUGUAGUUUGAGAAACCUGCUUUUCGCAGCUUCAAUUGCAAAGGCAUCAAGGCUCGUAGUAAUUGCAUGCAUUGUGGCAUUUAUUUCUCAUGGCAUUGCAAGUGACGUUUUGCCUUCCAAAAUUUUACACAUCAUAGGCAUGUAGUUUUCUUUUUUCACUUUGUUGAAACGCAAGUGAAAUUACAUUGCAGGUUUGUGCCCAUUGUGUUGUUAUCAUGCAGCUUUUUAUUGCAACAGAUGUUGUUUAAAACACAUUGUCAAACUGUCCAACUUCGGCCUUUAUCAGGCAUUUCUAAACAUUCUUUCUUGCUCACUGACAGCUCUACUUGGUGAGUUUUGCUGUGAUUUCAAAUGCAAAGUAUGGGGCAUGUUCUAAAGCGUAAUGACUCAUCAUAUCUUGCAGCACUGCGCCCCAUUUCAUACUUGGCAAGCAAUUCUGUGGAAGCAAUGCAAGUGCUGCACUCGUCUCAGUCUGCCACUCCGGACAUAUUCUGAUGAACUGGUUUUGGUCAGCGAGGCCUCCCAUGAACUUUCCUCACAUAAAUAUCAUAAAUAGAGAUACUCCAAUUGUGUCUAAUGUAAAUGUAUAUUGUUUUGCUUCCAGUAUGCGCUUCCAAUGCAGGCAGUGCGCCCAGGUGAACUCACAGCAAGUGCUGUUGCACAAACGUAUCACUGCACGCAUUUCAUAGUGGAUAGGGCAGGAUUAUGUAAUAACUUUAAUUCUGGCUCUUUUCCUUCUGUCGCUUCUUCAGUUUUAUUGCUGGAUUGGUUAAUUGUGAGUCGUGGAUGAUGAGCAAGGAAUAGAAUUGAGCUAAAAAAGAAUCCUUACAUUACAGCUGCCUAAGUUUAGAUAGAGUACUGCAUUUUCCACCUAAAAGUAUAUCCAUGUAUUAAAACUGCAACAAAUCACAGUAAUGUUGAAUCAGGUUUCGUAUCGAUUCAUAUGUUCUGCUUGCCAUAUUUAGUGCACUAGCUUUUGUUGCGAGCGGUGGGGGUGUGAAAGGUUGUCCUAACUUCCACAGUAAUGCAUACAUAGUGUGAAAUGGACUACUAUAUGCAAUACUUCUGCACCAACAAAGGAAAAAGUCAAAAAGCCAAAACUUGUGCAGGUUGUUCUUGUAAGGUGUUUCAACCAGCUAUUUCUUGCCUGUGCUCUGGAACUUGUAGCGAGUCUUAAACUGCUUCCUCACGAGCUCUGCAAAAUAUAGAGACAAGGUUGUCUGGAUUCUUAUUAAACAAGGGAAAGCUUAGCAUGGUUGCAUUCCUUAUUUGGCAGCCUUGGAGCAAUGUAGUAGAUUUAUGAGCAACUGCACUUAGUCACAUCAGCCAUUUGGUCACAGUGUUGUUGUUAGAGAUAUUUUACUGGGUAUUUCUUUCAAACUUUUAAGCAAGCUGGCAGGGUAAUCAGUGAACUUGGCUGUUGUUUUGUCAAGUCUUGAAAUAUUGUCUUGUUCUGUGUUUUCUUUAUAGGCCUGCUACAUUCACAGUUUAAGGUAUUCAUGCUGGAAGUGGGCAUAUUGGCUUGUACUUUUAGCUCUGCUUACCUGCAGCACAUUCCUGGCAUCCAUCUCCCACUUAACUGCUCCCUAGAAGACUAGUAGCCAUUAGCCUUUGCAAAAGAUAGAUUCUGCCUAGCAUUGAGGAGCUGCUUUUUGUAUCGAGGCUCAUAGUCAAAAGAAAAAGAAAAGUACUACUAGACUGUCUUAUAGGCAUGUGAACAUGAUCACUCAUGUGCGCAGUGCAUGUGUGCAAGCUUACAGCAUGAUUGAGAGCUUUGUUAAUUUAUCAGUGUAGAGAAAAAAAAAAAAUUUUAUGCCAUACUGGCUGUGUGAACAGAAAUGGGUAAUAGGCCUAGGCUUGUAAAAGUGCCCCGAGAAGGCUUUUGUGGCAGUAUCAACACCUUAACAAAGCUGCUGCCUUGAGUCUCAGUGAAUGGCAAGUGGUCCAAUAUCUGAUAAUGCAAGUUUCCUCGAUUGCCGUAAUGUUCCGUUGACAAUUGAACGGCAGUUGUGUAGUAAUCAAUUGUGUCAUCCUUCUGAAUGCUGUUAGCUGUUCAGAGAGUGCAGAAUGCCUGUUGCUGCCGUUCGCUGCUGUGAAGCGGGGGGGGGGGUCUCGUUAGAGCUGCUUGCUGGAAAUGUACUGAAUGCUGCAGAAGUAAGAGUACACAGGUACACACGGCUCUGGCUAAGCCAUUGCCUUGUUUGAGAUCAAAAUGGGAACAGAGGUGUGCUAUUUCAUGGUGAAUGCAACGCCAUAAUUGGAUUCACUAUGUAUCUGCUUCAUCCAGAAUAAAUUGAAAGUGUGCACUUAUUUACAGUGGCUGCAGGCCAAAAAAUAAAUAGAAAGGCAGGCUUUUGCAGAAAUCUUGCUCUGUAACACCAAAGUAUGGCAUGCUCUGUAUUUCACCCUGCCAACAGGACACGACUACUCCAUUGCAGGGAAAAUGUUUUGAAUAUGGUCACUGCAGGUGACACUUGCAAUUUAUUAUGGAGAAAGAAGGCAAGUAAGGCACCAAAGCUGGCAUUAAACUGUAUACACUACAAAAUCCUACUUUUUUGCGAAAUUGGGUCACAAAAAAGAGAGCAGUUUAGGCAAGAGGAGUUGUGUAUACCUGGUCCAUCUCAUUUAUACGGCACUCAGUCCAUUUCAGGGUGCAUUUAAUAGACAGGUCUUGAAGUUCCCAGGUUUGGGCCAAGGAAGAUUGGCGGUUGGCAGCUGUUUUGAAUUCUGAUGCCCUGGCCAUUGUCGAAUAUUCCUCCGCUUAACCAAAGUUUUGAAGUGUUGAAAGACUGCCGCUCUACCUGUAAGAGAACUGUACAUAUGUUCUUGUUCUUCCUUUUUUUUUCCUUUCUUGUCUCUCGGCUGCAAUGCUUGGUGGUUGUGGUCGCCAUGUGUGUUUUUCUCUGUGGUGGAAUUAUUUAUUAAUUGCCCUCUCGUUGGCCACUUUUCUGAUUCACUCUUCGUUCUUUCCUUCCAGACGGUGUACUUGAAUUUGGCACAUUACGUUUAGGUAUGCCUUGCAGAUACGCGUAUAUUUUUGUUUGUUUCAGUUGUUUUUAAUAUGUUUAAUGCUGCUUCCUGCUGCACCCAGAUGUUCUUAGUGAACAAUGUUGCACACUACUGCUUAACCGGUUAGCUCGCUUCUGCCUGGUUUACUCUUAGAGCAUUUAAGAGGCAUGGAAAUUGAUGCCCAAUGUGCCUGUUGAGUUUGCAUUGCCAAUGAAGUUAAUCAUAACAUUAGCCAUUGUUACGGUUACUCAGCUGUCCAGCUGGAAGACUCGUGACUCCCAGCUAUCUGAAGCCACUGGUGAAAAUGCAGGAGUAUGCUCUUGUUGUAAGCAAAGAAAAGUUUCCUUAGAUUCUGCACAGUGAAGUCGUAAAACUAUAUAGCUGAGCAGGGUCCUGCUGGAUGUAGGGUUUUCGUACCCAUGUGUCUUAUCGUAUUUUAGAUUGCACAGCAUGCAGUACUUGCUGCAUUGUUCAUUGUGAACUUUAAGGUGCACUAGAUUGAACAGCGUUGGGUGUCUGAGUGUGUAAAUGUUUCCUUUGGCUGUGCCGAGUUGUGCGAGUUUUAGCGCGUUCUAGCGUUCAAGUUGUUUCUCAUGGCUGAAAAGUUCAGCUGCACUGUUCUUUUUGGUGUUAAGAAUUUUGCAUAGCACAUAAAUUGUCUCCCUUGUUCCCCAUUUUUAAACUAUGAUAUGUAAAAUGUGUCUUUUGCUUCUCUCUUGUUCUUUAUUUCAGUCUGUAGCUCCUUGUACAGUACUCAACCCUCUAGGAGAUGUCUUUUUUUUUUUUUUCCUUGUGCUUUCUAUCAUCGAAACCACAAUUUUGUGCGACUGGUUUGCUGGAUACCAUGUUUUCCUGCAAGUCUCUGUUGCUUAGGUUGCAACUCUUUGGUUGCAAUUCUGUACUUUUCUUUCUAUGAUGUCAGUUGCCUUCUAAAUGACAAGUAUAGUUGAUUUUUAAAAGCCAUUAUAAUUGCAGCAUAGUGUUCCAAUCUAGGAUAAAAAAAAAAACAAUAAAGAAUCCUCAAAUGA
Molecule: messenger RNA, 7750 nt
Organism: Dermacentor andersoni
Lineage: Eukaryota; Metazoa; Arthropoda; Arachnida; Ixodida; Ixodidae
Gene: trc
Product: Serine/threonine-protein kinase tricornered
Biological process (GO): protein phosphorylation
Molecular function (GO): ATP binding; protein serine/threonine kinase activity
Source: RefSeq, a predicted model, not a curated record